Malassezia pachydermatis is the source of this 2052-nucleotide messenger RNA. RefSeq names its product nad fad-utilizing protein. The transcript has 4 exons. The coding region runs from base 1 to 2052 and encodes 683 amino acids. Gene Ontology annotation, biological process: tRNA wobble uridine modification; tRNA methylation. Gene Ontology annotation, molecular function: flavin adenine dinucleotide binding. Gene Ontology annotation, cellular component: cytosol. The record is from RefSeq and is a predicted model, not a curated record. NCBI's taxonomy places the organism in Eukaryota, Fungi, Basidiomycota, Malasseziomycetes, Malasseziales, Malasseziaceae.
AUGCUGCAUCGAUGGUCGGUCGCGCGUGUAUGGGUGGCACAGCGUAGUAGGUCGUAUGCUACGAGUGCAAGCCACGUUCAUACUGUGGUCAUCGGUGGCGGUCAUGCUGGCGUCGAAGCUGCGGCGGCGUCAGCUCGUACAGGCGCCUCCACAGUACUGCUCACGACGUCGGCGGCCACGAUAGGCGAGAUGAGCUGCAAUCCCAGCAUCGGCGGGAUUGGCAAAGGGACACUGACACGCGAACUCGAUGCUCUGGGUGGUUUGGGCGGCCUUGCGGCCGAUCAUGCAGCGAUCCAAUUCCGUAUGCUCAAUCGAUCCAAAGGUCCUGCAGUGCAUGGACCACGUGCACAGAUGGACAGGUAUUUGUACAAGACACGCAUCCAGUCCAUGCUGCGUGAGCAGCCACACCUGAUGAUUCGCGAGGCCCAUGUCCAUGGCCUCGCGUUGGCCUGGUGCGACUCGCCGCAGGAGGGGCGUGUGGCGCAUGUCACAGGUGUCUUACUACAAUCGGGCGAAAUGAUUCCAUGCGACCAGGUCGUACUAUGUACGGGCACUUUUCUCUCCGCUACUAUCCUUUCUGGACUAACACGACGGCCGGCAGGGCGUAUGUUGCCUAUGCCUCACAAUGGCGAUGAGCCCAGCUCCGAAGGGCUUAGUAUGUCGUUGGCACGUGCUGGCUUCCGCCUGGGACGCCUGAAAACAGGGACGCCGCCACGUAUUGAUGCUACCUCGGUCGAUCUUGGCGCACAGAGUCCCAACGAUACCCAGCCUCGCUCAUCACGGUCGCCGGCAUUGUCGGUGAUUGCAGGCGACGACACACCUGUGGCAUUCUCCUUUCUUCACCCAGACGGUCCACCGAUCGACCCACAAGCACAGUUGUACUGUUAUGGAACGCGAACGACACCUGAGACGCAUGCCAUUGUGCAAGAGCAGAUCCACGGUGACGAGUACGAAAUGACGAAGUACACCGGCCCACGGUACUGCCCUUCGCUCGAAGUCAAAGUCCUCCGCUUUGCUCACAAGACCUCGCACCCUGUAUGGCUCGAGCCAGAAGGCUUUCCUUCCAAUCCUCAAGGUGAUGGCCAAGUGUUGUACCCGAACGGCCUCUCCUGUUCGCUUCCGCCGGCCUCCCAAGAGGCUAUGAUUCGUACGAUCCCCGGCCUGGAAAAGGCUCGGAUGCUGCGUCCAGGAUAUGCAGUCGAGUACGAUCACAUUGAUCCACGAGAAUUGCUGCCUACGCUGGAAACGCGGCGCAUCGGUGGCCUGGCUAUGGCAGGUCAGAUUAAUGGGACCACAGGCUACGAAGAAGCUGCAGCGCAAGGCAUCUUGGCGGGCCUCAACGCUGGUCUGCGUGCACAGCGCCGUGAGGAGCUGCACCUGGCUCGCAGCGAUGCCUUCCUCGGUGUUAUGCUAGAUGAUUUGCGUCUUCAAGGUGUGCUUGAGCCGUAUCGAAUAUUUACGUCUCGCUCCGAGUAUCGUUUGUCCAUCCGCGCUGAUAAUGCGGAUCUUCGAUUGACGCCGCGCCUCAUGGCAGUGUGUCCGCAAGCCGUUUCGUCCGCUCGCGUUACCGAAUUGACACGUGUCCAGGCCGACCUGGCGUACGGUAUGGAGAUUCUCUCACGCACUGUCAUGACCUCUCGUGCAUGGGCCCAGCGUGGUCUCGCAGCCGCAGCAGAGGAUGUACGGCCUGUGCGUGCUUUGGAUAUGCUACGUCGACCCAAGGUCUCUAUCGCGGAUGUAUUGCCGUACGUGCCUGACUUGCAUGCGCUGCCUCCACGUACUUUGGAACGGCUAGGAAUCCAAGCAUCAUACAUGGCCCUUUUGGAGCGUCAGGCACAGGAUAUCGAGGCCUUUGAACGAGACGAAGCCUUGACGUUGCCCCCCUUGGACUACCACACUCUUGCUGGACUGAGCGAUGAAAUGAAGGAAAGGCUUACCGAUAUCCGUCCACGUACGCUAGGUGAAGCGAAACGUAUCGUUGGAUUCACACCAGCCUGCUAUGCCAUUCUUUGGCGGCAGGCGACCCUCGCCGUUUCGACACAGCGUUCGUAG